AUGACUGCUCAAGACUGCUCAACCAGUACUGCAACUACUGCUAAAACUGCUCAACAGCAAAUUCCUCAAAGUAGUGAACUACUUGGAUUUAAUAAUGCAACCUGUCUUCAAAAAAGCAGUUUUGCAGACAUGUCUAUUCCUAUCGCCGCUUCAUCUAUGUGUAGUCAAACUGCACCAGUAUUUGAGCAACUUUCUAAAAAAUCAACAGUCGGCAACAAUCAAGAAAAAUCCAUCGAUCCAUCACACCUUUCCAAGCUUGAAAAAUCCGAAUUAUCACAUAUUGAGCCAUCUCAAAUAACUAAAUGUGAUAACUUGAAUACUUGUACUCAAAAUAAUCCGAAAUCAUCCAUACCUGCUACUUUUGAUUCCAAGAUUGACUUUCCUCGGUCAAUAGAUGCUAAAAAACAAUUGGAAUCCUUCAAUGAAUCUUCAGUUAAUCGAGAUAUUCAAGGUACUGCAAGAACACGAGACAAUCAAGCAUUAUUUGCAAAAGUCGUUGAAUCUGAUAACAGAUUCAAGACACCAGAAAUCCAAUCUAAUCCAUUUUACCAAGCCUGCUACUCCAAUAUUGAUAAUUUUCAAAACCGAUCCAACCACCAUAUGAACCAGAAUAAGCACAAGAUCAAUUUGAAACAAUACAACGCCAACACUCGUUGCAAUAAAAAGUCGAGUCGUAUGGGCGAUUACUAUUUUGAAAAACACUCUCCAUCCGCUACUGACACUGGUGUAUUUUCUUCCCUUAAAACUGAGCCUUUCAAACAGUUGGAUUUACAUGAACUGAUCAAGCAUAUAUCCUUUGUUAAACACGAAAAGGAUGAUACUGUUUACGAUCUUUCUAAUCUGUUUAAUCAGAUGAACCUUCAGCUAAAACACUCGGCCAAAGAAAUAAAAUCAAUGUCUACCUGUAUUCAGCAACUUGAAACUGCACUUCAGGCGACUAGAUCGGAAUACAAGCGUGAUACUGUGUCACAUCUAUCUUCAAGUCAAGAACGAUUGCUGGAACUACAUAGUAUGCAUGCUAAAGUGGAGUCUCUUGAAAGUGCAUUGCAUUCACAGCUAAAAACAACAACUCGACUUACCAACUCUGCUACUCGUGAAUUGGAAUUUGAACUGUAUAAAAAGAAACUGGAUGUAAAAUAUCUUGAAAAUGCUGCCCAAAACCAACGAGAGCGUGAACAGCAUUUUGCCAAAGAAAAUUAUUUGGCUAUUUCCCGAUACAUUCAACGUCUAAAAGAAAUUCAAAAGGAAAAUGAGCGGCAAAAGCAAGUUCAAAACAUAAAAGCACUUUAUGCCAUGACUAGCAAGCAAACCGGAUCUACUCAGAAUCUUGUGCAUCAGCUCACAGUGCGACUAAGAGAAUCCCAAAACAAAUGA
Batrachochytrium dendrobatidis JAM81 is the source of this 1374-nucleotide messenger RNA. RefSeq lists its product as uncharacterized. NCBI's taxonomy places the organism in Eukaryota, Fungi, Chytridiomycota, Chytridiomycetes, Rhizophydiales. The record is from RefSeq and is a predicted model, not a curated record. The transcript has 3 exons. The coding region runs from base 1 to 1374 and encodes 457 amino acids.